This is a messenger RNA of Bactrocera latifrons, 570 nucleotides long. RefSeq lists its product as uncharacterized. The transcript has a single exon. The record is from RefSeq and is a predicted model, not a curated record. Gene Ontology annotation, molecular function: nucleic acid binding. The annotation marks the transcript as partial. NCBI's taxonomy places the organism in Eukaryota, Metazoa, Arthropoda, Insecta, Diptera, Tephritidae.
AUGAAAGAGAUUUUUAUGACUCAUGCGAGUCAUGGCGCUGUUGGUGUUGCGAACGGUUCUGGUUACAUGAACUCUGACGUAUUCCCUCAAUUCAUGCGUCAUUUCAUCAAGCGCACCGAUGCUAAUGCCGAUUCGCCAACCAUGGUGCUGCUGGACAACCACGGUUCGCAUUUAUCGAUCGAGGCGAUAGAUUUGGCGUUGGAUCAUGGCAUCAYGUUGCUGUGUUUUCCGAAAAAAUGCACGCACAAAAAGCAGCCACUAGAUGUUGCGGUAUUUGCACCAUUUAAAGGCAURAYGACCGUGAAGCAUGAUGCAUGGAAAAAGUCCAACAUUGGUGUCACUUUCGAUCUGCAUCAUGUGCCGCUCCUUGUCGAUCAGUGCCUCGAUGUUAUGUUAACGCCGAAAACCAUCAAAUCCGGCUUCCGAAUAACUGGCAUCUACCCGUUCAACCUGCAAAUUUUCUCUGAAGUUGACUUUGUCGCUUCGGAACUGAGCGGCGAAAAUUUGUUCGGUGACGAAGAGAAAGACGCCGACAAUCAACGUCGAGUUCUUGCCUCUGGUGAUGCCAUU